Diachasmimorpha longicaudata is the source of this 5348-nucleotide messenger RNA. RefSeq names its product Glutamate receptor interacting protein (gene Grip). Gene Ontology annotation, molecular function: protein binding. Gene Ontology annotation, biological process: neurotransmitter receptor transport, endosome to postsynaptic membrane. The coding region runs from base 3361 to 5331 and encodes 656 amino acids. The record is from RefSeq and is a predicted model, not a curated record. Lineage: Eukaryota; Metazoa; Arthropoda; Insecta; Hymenoptera; Braconidae. The transcript has 6 exons.
AGGUCUGCGGUGCCGUAAAAUGGAGCAGAAAUGAACGAGUGUUCUUCUUAGGAUGAAUGGAGGAUUAUCUUAGCAGGAAAGUGUGCUACGGGAACAUGGGAGGUGUAUUCAAGAGGAUUUCACAGAAUAAGAAUUAACCUUCAAAGGUAAACGACCCUUAAAACUCCGAAGAUCGUAGGGACGAUCGAUUGAUUGACAAAAUCAAGAGUCUCCGAAAUUAAAAUGAAAUGUUGAGCGCCUGGGGCGAAUGUAAAAGAAAUAAUAUAUUUUUUUUAUUAUUUACUUUGAGGCGCAUAUGAUAGUUCGUUCUCACUGUUAAUAUUCAAAAUAUUUACACAAAAUACUACUAAUGCUACUACGAUUUAAAAGUAAUUUCCAAAGACGUUUAAGUGGAUAAAAAUUCAGGGGCAAUUGAGUGGCCAUCUGGAAAUAUUUAUAUCCAUCCAUCAGAGCUGACCUCAAUAGAUAAACAUUGAUAUUUAUUGAUUUAUUUUUAUUUCUCACUCGAGGGCCCACUGAAAGUUUAUCUUCCUCUUUUUUUCCUGGAUAUUUUUUUUUUCUCGGGUCUUUCAGUUUGACUCCUUGGCUCGGCUCCGCGCUGACUGUGCUAACUUUAGAAUCCCCGAGGAAUUGGCAAACAACGUCUGAUGAGCGCCAAGUGGAGAGUGGGAUUUUUUUCGAGUUGUGUUAAUUUUUUAUUCUCCAUAUGCUGAAGCUAAAUAAAUAAUUUUUGAACUUUGUCCUCGGUAGUUGAGGAUCCACCAAAUAUUCUGAAAUUUUUGUUUGCAAUAUUUCCAAGGAUUGAACACCAAUUUUUAAAAAUCGAAUGAAAUGUUGAACCGCAAUAAAUCCACUCAAUUCCGUUGACAGUUAUUGGUAAAUAUCGGGUAAUGGAGAGGGGAGGUUUAACAUAAAUUCUACUAUCACCCUCCAAUUUCCGGACAUUCAGCGUAAAGAAAAUUCUCAAUUUCGUUCGGUCAUGUUUUUAAUCAAAAAUCCAUUAACUAAUGAAAAACUACGAAAAUAAAUUCCUUGUUGUACACAUUGGAAGGCCCUUUCCAAGAAUAGAAGUAUCAUUAAAUUCCUAAAAAAUCGGAUAUCACACAUAAAGAAGUCUUUAACCGUCAUCAAUUAAAAACGAGAUACUCAUUCGCGAUUAGUCCGCACGUGUGAAAGCCCGGCCUCUGUCCCGAGUUUAUCGGCCGCGGUGCACUCAAUUGACCGAGGCAAUAACCAGGGUCUCGUACCCACGUGGAGGCAUCAACGAAAAAAAACAACUAGUUAAUCGCACGCCCAGUGGCUGAGUUUCUUCGGAUUAAUAAUUUUUAAUUCUACCUUUAAGAAUAUCCGGGAUACACGGACCGUUCUAUUUGCGUCAUCUUGACUCUAGGGACUCAAAAAACAUCACUGGAUGUCGUCUCACUUUUACCCGAAUGGAUCACUUUUCACUUCCGUCACCUGCCUCUCGGGUAAUGAAUAAAAAGAAACCGAAAAAAACAUUUCUUACUAUUUAGACUAAAUAAAUCGCAGAAUGAGAAUGUACGUACGGACAUAAUGAUUUUACUUCUUAAAUCCUGUUGGGGUGAAUUUGCAUUUCAAUAUUGAACAGUUAGAGAAUGCUGUAAAAAUCUAAAAAAAUAACAAAAGUUAAUUUGCAGAAAGAGUGACGAAAGAGUUGAACAAUGGUAAUUUUUUAAAUUACGUGCGUUGUCAAUAAAUAAUUCAUAAACAUCUAGUGGUCAAAUAUAAUCAUUUUUAAUUUCUAAAUGUUUCUACCUCGCUAUUUAAUUGGUAAAUUUGAUGAUUGAAUUUGUAGUGUGUCCUCUACCAGGCUCUAAAAAAUACUUGGAAUCCUUGCCAUCGAAUCCUGGCAAGAAAAGUUAUAUGAAUCAGUCAGUUUUUAUUAUGAAAAAUCGAUUCUUCAAGACAACUCAUGAUUUAAAAAAUUAAAGCAUCUUUAUACUUCAUUAAUCUUCCUUCAAAAAUAAAAUUUCUUCUUUUUUCAGAUGUUUCAAUGUUUUCAAACACAUCAAUUAUGUAAUUCUAAUUGAGUCCUGCAAAUUGUAAAUGAUUCAAUCCUUGUAAAAUAGCCGGAAGUUUAGGAUUAAGUGGAGUUGAAAUUAAAAGUCUGCUCAAACAGAAAGCCAUUUCACUGGAGAAAAUAGUCAAUGUAUUUGAGUAUCCUUAAUUCCCCUCUUAACAAUUGCAUCCGGAAACACUCACCCUCCCCUUUCGCCUCAAUAUUGACCACAACCUGAAAGAACUCUAUAAUUUUCCGCGUGGGAUGACAUUAACGAUAAGUGUAGAAAGAGUAAUUCGACGAUCGAGAGCAGUGAGUUUCAUCCCAGGGACGGACCCAAUACCCAAGCGCGGGUGUUCCCUCUCAAUUUUAUAAAUAGUCUUAAAACUUGGAAGUUACGAAGCGAUGCGUCCCUAUCCGGUUAUUUUAGUGUGUCUCGCGCCGCCCGUUCUCCUUUGCUCCUCAUUUCCUCCUGUAUCCCAAGUAUCCCUCAGUCUAGCUCACCACUUCAUCCCCAACGCAUCAACCACGUGACUACACCGUGUUUAAACGUCAAAACCGACGGCUGAGGAUAAUUGUUACGUGAAACUGCCGGAAAAAGUCUCGUGUGAAUAGAUCAUUUUUUCCAAGUGUCAUCCAAUUGUUGUAAUAGCUUCAUUGUUGACAUGCAGAAACGCCUCUUCUUCGCGAGCCGGGGCGUCAGUUGAGCAUGGGAUUUAUUUAUAAACUCAUCUUGAGAAUGGUAGACUCUACAUCAACGACUUAAAUCUUUUAAUCCCCCUUGGUAGAGAUUAAGCACUUAAUUUAGAGAUCCAGGAGGAAUAAAAAUCCUCAAAUGUCUAAUUUUUGGAGAUACAAAAGAGGAAUAAAAUUGAGAAAAUUUGAGUGGCUGAAGAACUUUAAGAGUUUAAUUGGACUGAAAAAAUAACAUUGAAUGUAUUAUUUUUGGCCAGAGGAAUCAUAGCUUCAAAAUCGUCCCAUUCCAUUUCCCCUAUUGUCCAGUAUUAGAACACAAAGUAGAAAUAACAAAUGAAUUAAACAACUGAAUCCAAUGAAGUUGCAAAAAUACUCUCAAAGCCUGUCCUUACAAAAAAUACGAAUGAAGUUCUUCGGACAUUCAAAGAGGUCCAAACCAUCACCUAACGUUCCCUGUCUACUUUUCUAAAUGACAGCUCCUAAACUCCAUAAAAUAAAUCCCAAAAAUUACUGAAAUCAACAACAAUUCGACCAAAUUUGAAUCAAACAAAAUUCAAACGAUAAAAUCUCUCAAAAAUUAUCUCAAACAAGGGCAUGAAUUUUGAGAUAAUGCCCGAAUACUCUUAAAACCGAUCCAACACUCAAUGCCAAGGAUGUUCAGUUCCUUGCGUUUGGGAACGAUGCGUUCUCGUGACAAGAGCCGUGCGCGUCCCGGUAGUGUGGCCACAAAUGCAAGUUCCGAGGACAAUCCCCACAACUCGCACUACGGUUCCCAGAAGUUCCUGGUACUGGACGAUAUAGAAGCGGGUCAGCCGUCUGGAGUUUCCUCAAAAGUGGCCCAAGUACGAGUGGAACGAGAGGGUGGGAACCUGGGGGUGACCCUGAGAGGAGGGGUAACGAGGGCACUAGUGGUAACGGGAGUGAAGUCGGAUGGUCCAGCCGCUAAGGAGGGCCGAGUGAGGCCCGGGGAUAGACUCCUGGCGGUUGAUGACACGGAAUUGAGGGGCCUGAGCCUGUCGGAGGCACAGAGAGCCCUCAGAAGGAGCUCCGAUGCACCUGUCGCGUCUCUCACCAUUGAGUACGACGUGGCUAACAUGGAGGAGGCAAGGGCAGCCACCUCAGGACCACUCCUGGUGCAGUUGGAGCGAGGACUGUCAGGGGAGUUAGGAUUAACAGUACGUGAAACACCAAGUGGUGUGUAUAUUGAGAGUCUCAGACCAGCCAGUACUGCAGAUCGUUGUGGUGCACUGCAGCCUGGUGAUCGUCUCCUCGCGGUCGAUGACACACCGGUGCACGAUGCAACAGCAGCUGCCAAGUUGUUGAGAAAUGUCGCUGAUAAUUGCCGAAUAGCGCGACUCCAGAUACUCCCCAGGCCACCGAGUACGUCCUCCAGGACGGUUAAGAGGAGGGCACAGCCGCAAGCCGCCAAUCAGACACUUUAUUCGAAGGAGAGUCUGACUGUUCUUCUCAGACCUGAUCACAGAGGAUUGGGACUGGCACUGAGGAUCGCCGAUGAUGGGAUUAAUUAUGUGGUGGACCUGCUGGAGGCUGGGGGACCUGCCGAGAGGAGUGGAGUGCUACUGCCGGGCGAUCAGAUCAUCGCUAUCAACAGGAGGAUCCUGAGGGACCUCCAGCCUGCAGAGGUCGCGGCUAUUCUCGAGUCUUCACAGGAGUGUGUGGAACUCUCACUAAACUGGCUAGGUAUAAAUCGACACUUCAGGGAAGGCUCCUGCUUCUCUGAGGUGGAACUAGUGACGGAGUAUAAAGUUGGGGGAUCAGUGGUGCCCAGCUCAGGAGUCUUCACGGUGAGAGUGGCGAGACCUCUAGGGGGCCAGCCAGACCUGGGGCUAACCGUCAACGAGGACCUGGUGAUAGCGGAGGUGAGGAGAGGCUCCCUGGCGUACAGAACGGGAAGCCUAUCGCCUGGGGAUCGGUUACUGGCGAUCGACGGGCAGAAACUCGACCCUGGGGAUUUGCGUCAGGCUGCACAGCUUCUUCACCGUCCAGGGAGCUCUGUUGUUGCUCUCACCGUGAGGAAACCCGAUAGUUGUAAUGAUCAGAGAGAUGGAAGUGUCUCGGGGAGUGUUUCUGGAAGUGUCGCGGGGGAUCCCAUAAGCCCUCAGUAUCCCUCGGGCCUCCUCAGAUCUGCCAGAGAGAGUUUACCAAGCGUUGACAGUGCUGUCGACUCCUGGGGAGAACUCGGCGAGGUCAGUGGGCCCGAGAUCAUACGGCUCUGGGACACUGCCUCCAUCGAUAGUGGCCAAUUAGACCUUCCCAUGUCGUCGUAUCCCGGCCCUCAAGAACGACCGGGCAGUGACAACAGACCCCAGCAAAUAGUCCACAUAUCCCUCCACAAAGAUCCAGUUUACGAGGACUUUGGUUUUUCGGUUUCGGAUGGUCUCUACGAGCGUGGUGUCUACAUAAAUCGCUUGCGACCCGGGGGGCCAUGCGAUGGUGUCUUGAAGCCGUACGAUCGAAUUCUACGCGUCAACGACACGAGCACAGAGGACUGCGACUGUUGCCUAGCAGUGCCACUCAUUGCAGCUGCUGGAGCUCGACUAGAUCUCACAGUUGCGCGACCCCUCUCCCCCCAAAAUGUCACUAAAAACUUGUAAUUUUACUUUUCAACGAU